Messenger RNA from Cutaneotrichosporon oleaginosum, 1215 nucleotides. RefSeq lists its product as uncharacterized. Gene Ontology annotation, molecular function: FMN binding; oxidoreductase activity. The record is from RefSeq and is a predicted model, not a curated record. Lineage: Eukaryota; Fungi; Basidiomycota; Tremellomycetes; Trichosporonales; Trichosporonaceae.
GCCUUCGAUUUUGAUAUCUUGGUCUCUCUUUGUCUGCCCCUCGUUUUCCUCAUCCCCACCUCGCCUACUCGUCAUGCCCCCCGCUCUCUUCACCCCCACACAGGUCGGCGCGUUCACGCUCAAGCACCGCGUCGUCCUGGCCCCGCUUACCCGUAACCGCUCCGACGCCAAGACGCUCGUGCCCCCCGCCGACCUCGGCGCUGAGUACUAUGCGCAGCGCGCAACUGACGGCGGCCUCCUGAUCUCCGAGGGCGCCUUUGUCGCCGCCGAGGCCGGCGGAAUCGCAGCCGCGCCUGGCAUCUACUCGCCCGAGCAGGUCGAGGCGUGGAGGACCAUCACAGCUGCAGUGCACGCUAAGGGCGGCCUCAUCUUUUGCCAGCUGUGGGCUCUCGGUCGCACGGCGAACCCGAACCUUGUCCCGACCGUCUGGGGUCCCAGCGCCGGCGAGUACGUCGCGAACCCGAAGAAGCCGUCGCCGGUCAAGAUCACGGAGAUGACCGAGGCGGACAUCGACCGCUUCGUGGCGCACUACGCGCACGGCGCGCGCUGCGCGAUCGACGCGGGCUUUGACGGCGUCGAAAUCCACGGCGCGAACGGCUACAUCGUCGACCAGUUCCUGCAGCCCGUCUCGAACACCCGCACGGACAAGUACGGGGGCAGCGUGGCGGCGCGGCAGCGCUUCGGGCUGCGCGUGCUCAACGCCGUGUGCGAGGCCGUCGGGCCCGAGCGCGUCGGCAUCCGCAUGUCGCCCUUUGGCAUCGUGCAGGGCAUGCGCGGCAGCUUCGCGCCGCUCGACACCUUUGUACCCUGGGCCAAGGCGAUUGUCUCGGCCCAGCCGGACCUCGCGUACGUCCACGCCGUCACGCCGCGCACGUACGGCACCACGGACAUGCCCGAGAACAUGAUUAUCGCGGACGACGACCUCGAGCCCAUCCGCCGCGUCGUGCGCGACGCCGGCGUCGCAUUCAUCUCCGCGGGCGGAUACCGGCCCGAGAUGGCGGUCGAGGUUGCUGAGCAGACGGGCGACCUCAUCGGUUUCGGGCGCUACUUCAUCUCCAACCCCGACCUGCCGGAGCGCAUUGCGCGCGGGUGGCCGCUCAACGACUACGACCGCAAGACGUUCUACACCCCCGGACCGAAGGGGUACAUCGACUACCCUACGCACAAGGAGUCGAGCGCGCGUCUGUAGACAGUAGAUACAUACAUGGAUUACUU